Sitodiplosis mosellana (orange wheat blossom midge) is the source of this 719-nucleotide messenger RNA. RefSeq names its product odorant receptor 63a-like. The transcript has 5 exons. Lineage: Eukaryota; Metazoa; Arthropoda; Insecta; Diptera; Cecidomyiidae. The record is from RefSeq and is a predicted model, not a curated record. Gene Ontology annotation, biological process: detection of chemical stimulus involved in sensory perception of smell; sensory perception of smell. The coding region runs from base 1 to 558 and encodes 185 amino acids. Gene Ontology annotation, molecular function: odorant binding; olfactory receptor activity. Gene Ontology annotation, cellular component: plasma membrane.
AUGGCUUUUUGCAAUAACACCAUCGCCGUUUCAUCGGAGCUAAUUGAAUUGGAGCUCAACGAAAUGUCGGAUGAGUUCGAAAAAAAGAAUGAGUCGUCGGAAGCCAAACCGGUUUCACAGCUACAAUUGAUCUUGAUGAGGGUUUUGCAUAUGGAUGAAUACGUCAAGUCCUUCGGAAAUAUGAUGUAUGUUCGCAAUUUUCUGUCACCGCCGUUAUUCACGUCCUCAAUCGCUGUGUCAAUUUACAGCCAAUACAUGAUGGGCUAUCCCGCUGGCUAUGGAUUUUCGGUUGUAUCUUACGUACAAAUGGUGAUUCUCUGCUACACUGGCCAAAAUAUCCAAGACCGAAAUGACCGAUUGCUCAAGGCAUUUUAUAAUUCAAAAUGGUAUCUUCUGCCAAAAAAGGAUCAAAAACAUAUUUUGCUCAUGAUUCUUCGAAUGGAAAACGGUGUCCGCGUCACCAUUGGCCCAUUUCAAUCUCUUAAUUAUGAAACGUUGAAAAUUUUGAGUCAGAAAAUUUAUUCGUUUCUCAUGUUUUUGAUCAAUUUGGGGACGUAAAUGGACUAAGAGAAAAUUUACUGCACUUUAUUAUAUAAAACAACAACCAACAAACAUGUUACUAAUUCACUCAAUAGGUACUUUUUUUUAAAGUUAAUAUGAUUCCAACCUGUUUAACGGUUUUGUUACUUUCCAAAAUAGACGGACUGGCCAGAAAUCGA